GCCCGCGGCGGGAAGUGUUGCGCAGGCGCACUUGGCCGAUUCGCUAGGUGGGGAGCCCUUGGAGGCGGCGACCCAGGCAUCUGGGGCGCCACGGAAGUCGUACUCCCUUAAACCCUGCUUUGCUCCUGUCGACAUGACCUCUUAGCUGGCAUUUUGGCAUCCCGGUUUUGUGAUGGAAGCGUCUUUAGGGAUUCACAUGGAUGAGCCAAUGUCUUUUUCUCCCCUGCGUGACCGGCUUCAGGCUGAUGGCUCUUUAAAAAAGUAUGAGCAGACUAUUAAGCUUCCAGGUGUUAAAAAGGAUAUUGAGAAGCUUUAUGAAGCUGUACCACAGCUUGGUAAUUUGUUUAAGAUUAAGGAUAAAAUUGGAGAAGGCACUUUCAGCUCUGUUUAUUUAGCCACAGCACAGUUAAAAGUCGGACCCGAGGAGAAAAUUGCUCUGAAACACUUAAUUCCAACAAGUCAUCCUAUAAGAAUUGCAGCUGAACUUCAGUGCCUAACAGUGGCUGGGGGGCAAGACAAUGUGAUGGGAGUUAAAUACUGCUUUAGGAAAAAUGAUCAUGUGGUUAUUGCUAUGCCGUAUCUGGAACAUGAAUCUUUUUUGGACAUUUUGAAUUCUCUUUCCUUUCAAGAAGUACGGGAAUAUAUGUUUAAUCUCUUCAAAGCUUUGAAACGCAUUCAUCAAUUUGGUAUUGUUCACCGUGAUGUUAAGCCCAGCAACUUUUUAUAUAAUAGACACCUAAAAAAGUACGCCUUGGUAGACUUUGGUUUGGCCCAAGGAACCCAUGAUACGAAAAUAGAGCUUCUCAAAUUUGUCCAGUCUGAAACUCAGCAGGCAAGUUGUUCACAAAACAAGUCACACCUCGUCAUGGGAAACAAGAUUUCAACGAGUGGCCCAACACCUAAGGAACUGGAUCAGCAAUGUACCACAAAAACUUCUGUUAAAAGACCCUACACAAAUGCACAAAUUCAGAUUAAACAAGGAAAAGAUGGAAAGGAGGGAUCUGUAGGCCUUUCUGUCCAGCGCUCUGUUUUUGGAGAAAGAAAUUUCAAUAUACACAGCUCCAUUUCACAUGAGAGCCCUGCAGUGAAACUCGUGAAGCAGUCAAAGACUGUGGAUAUACUAUCGAGAAAGUUGGCAACAAAAAAGAAGGCAGUUUCCACAAAAGUUACAAACAGUGGUGUGAUCAGGAAAACUGGCAGCUCUUGUCCUGCUAAUCUGAUCUGUGACUGCUAUGCAACAGAUAAAGUUUGCAGUAUUUGCCUUUCAAGGCGCCAGCAGGUUGCCCCUAGGGCAGGUACACCAGGAUUCAGAGCACCAGAGGUCUUGACAAAGUGCCCUAAUCAAACUACAGCAAUUGACAUGUGGUCUGCAGGUGUCAUAUUUCUUUCUUUGCUUAGUGGACGCUAUCCAUUUUAUAAAGCAAGUGAUGAUUUAACUGCUUUGGCCCAAAUUAUGAUAAUUCGGGGAUCCAGGGAAACAAUUCAGGCUGCUAAAACAUUUGGCAAAUCAAUAUUAUGUAGCAAAGAAGUUCCAGCACAAGAUUUGAGAAAACUGUGUGAGAGACUCAGGGGUAUAGAUCCUAACACUCCAAAAUUAAAUACACAAGGACCUGCUUCUCAAGACCCAGCUUUUUCAGAGAAGACUGACUGUAAAGCUUCCAACUUCGUACAAACAUCUCAAGUACAGCACUCAGGGAAUUCAUUAUAUAAAGGGGACAGUAAUAGCUGUGAGGAUCAUUUUGAUGAGUUUACUACCAAUUUAGAAGGCUGGGAUGAGGUACCUGAUGAAGCUUAUGACCUGCUCGAUAAACUUCUAGAUCUAAAUCCAGCUUCAAGAAUAACGGCAGAAGAAGCUUUGUUGCAUCCAUUCUUUAAAGAUAUGAGCUUAUGAUUAUGGUCCUUUUUUUCAUGUUUACUGUUGUGUAUUGUGAGGUGGAGUAAAAGAGUUCUUUGUAAUAGGCAUAAGGUUUUGUUUAUAGACCAGGGCAUAAUGAAUAAUUUAUUUUAAAAUGUUAAUAGUAUUUGCUGUGGUGGAAGGCUCUUAAAUAUAGAUUAAGAUUACUUAAAAUGCAUGAGAUACUUUUUUGGACUAACAACAUGAUCUUUGAGUUAAACCCACCUAAGUAGAAUCAGAAUUUUAGUUUGCUUAAUUUUAGCCUAGUACAUAAAGAUUCAUGAUAAAAGCUUAAAAUUAAUGGACGUGAUAAAGGUUAAAGGGAUCAAAAGAUUUAGUUUACUGAUUUCUUAGAGCCGUGAGCUAUGUAUACUUUUAGAAAACAAUUUGCUACUGGUGCUAUAACAAUUUUAUAGCUAAAGAAAAUAAUUUCCUUUUCUAGAGGUAUAUAUUAUACCUUUUAUGAACACUAAAACAAUGAGGACAUUUUGGUCAUGGGGCAAUAUCAUUUAAAAUUGAAUUUAAUGUAUCCAUUUUUAAGAGCUAUUUCAUGCAAGCAUUGUUUUGUAUGAAUCACCUUUUUUAUGUGAACUGCCUUUUCUAAAAGAUUUUUCUUGAUUUGUCUUUGGUCUCAGCUCCCACCUAACACAUUCUCCUUGGAAAUUAUAUGGUGCUUAUCCCAAAGUUUCUGGGUG
Molecule: messenger RNA, 2589 nt
Organism: Tupaia belangeri chinensis (Chinese tree shrew)
Lineage: Eukaryota; Metazoa; Chordata; Mammalia; Scandentia; Tupaiidae
Gene: CDC7
Product: cell division cycle 7
Exons: 12
Coding region: 173-1891 (572 amino acids)
Biological process (GO): mitotic DNA damage checkpoint signaling; protein phosphorylation
Cellular component (GO): nucleus
Molecular function (GO): protein serine/threonine kinase activity; ATP binding
Source: RefSeq, a predicted model, not a curated record